GAGCGGCGCGAGAUAGAGCGGCCAGAGCUGGCGCCGCGAGAAGCCGGAAGCGGCGGGACGUCCGGCUGGGCGCCAUCUCGCCGUGAGACAGCAGCAGCAGCCGGAGCAGCGCGAUGUUGUCGACGGCCGCGGGGUGCUGGGGACCCGGCAGGGACCGGGCGGUGGAGCCCCACGGCGCCGCCGGCCCUUUGGAGAUGCGCUUUUCGCCCUACGCUUUCAACGGAGGGACUGUAUUGGCAAUCGCUGGAGAAGAUUUUUCAAUUGUGGCUUCUGACACUCGAUUGAGUGAAGGAUAUUCAAUUCACACCAGGGACAGCCCCAAGUGUUACAGACUAACAGACAAAACAGUCAUUGGAUGCAGCGGGUUUCAUGGAGACUGUCUUACCCUGACAAAGAUUAUUGAAGCAAGACUAAAGAUGUAUAAGCAUUCCAAUAACAAGACCAUGACUACGGGGGCGAUUGCUGCAAUGUUGUCUACAAUCCUCUAUUCAAGGCGCUUCUUCCCAUACUAUGUUUACAACAUCAUCGGGGGACUGGAUGAAGAAGGGAAGGGAGCUGUGUACAGCUUUGACCCAGUAGGGUCCUACCAGAGAGACUCCUUCAAGGCCGGAGGCUCAGCAAGUGCCAUGCUACAGCCCCUGCUCGACAACCAGGUUGGUUUUAAGAACAUGCAGAAUGUGGAGCAUGUCCCACUGUCCUUGGACAGAGCCAUGCGGCUUGUGAAAGAUGUCUUCAUUUCAGCGGCAGAGAGGGACGUGUACACUGGGGAUGCACUCAAAAUCUGCAUCGUGACCAAGGAGGGCAUCAGGGAGGAGACCGUUCCCCUGAGGAAGGAUUGAUUUGUGUGCUGUUAUCAUUAAUCACUUCACAACUGGUUAAUUUUGUAUCUUGGAACUAUUGGACUGAUGUAUUAAAUAAAACCUGAAGUAAUUAUUCUAAGCAGGA
Molecule: messenger RNA, 945 nt
Organism: Prionailurus viverrinus (fishing cat)
Lineage: Eukaryota; Metazoa; Chordata; Mammalia; Carnivora; Felidae
Gene: PSMB1
Product: proteasome 20S subunit beta 1
Exons: 6
Coding region: 114-839 (241 amino acids)
Cellular component (GO): proteasome core complex
Source: RefSeq, a predicted model, not a curated record